UUUGCUGCAAACUGCAAACAGAAGGUGUGGCUUAAUGUUUUCUCUGACUACCAGAUCUGCAAGCCAAAGCCAAAGGAUUAAGCAAAUCCUGAGAUAUAAAACAAUAUUUAUGGCAGAGCCGGGAGGAACUUUACAAGAAGAGUUCACGCCAGUCAGCAUCCCUGUUUCAAGUGGCGGGAAUAUUGCCGGGAAAGCAUGGGGCAAUCCAAAAGGCCAACCAGUCCUUGGACUCCAUGGUUGGUUAAAUAAUGCAGCUACAUUUGAUAACAUUGCUCCGUUGUUGGACAAAGAUAUUUACUUUGUGUCUAUUGAUUUGCCUGGUCACGGGCACUCAUACCACAGGUCCCAGUCUUGUAGACUUCAUUUCGUUGAUUACCUUGUUGAUGUUCGUGAUGUCAUAAAAGGAUUGGGUUGGGACAAGUUUUCUUUCUUCUGUCAUUCCAUGGGAGCUGGAGUUGCAUCAUAUUUUGCUGCAGCUCAACCUGAACUUGUACAGAAGAUGGUACUCAUAGNAAAACAUUGGAAUCAUGUCCAGACCAAAAGAAGAUCUCCCUCGAUUAUUAGGCAGAUCUCUUAAUUCUCCACCAGUUCCAACUGAGAAUAAAGUGUACAAGACAUGGGAUGAGAUAGUCACUAGAGUGUGGGACGCUAAUAAGAAACUGGACAGUCUUUUAUCAAGGGAUGACGUAGCCGUGAUUGCAAGGAGAGGCUCUAUCUGCAUUGACG
Amphimedon queenslandica is the source of this 726-nucleotide messenger RNA. Its product is annotated as serine hydrolase-like protein. NCBI's taxonomy places the organism in Eukaryota, Metazoa, Porifera, Demospongiae, Haplosclerida, Niphatidae. The record is from RefSeq and is a predicted model, not a curated record. Gene Ontology annotation, cellular component: membrane. The transcript has 11 exons. Bases 35 to 577 code for a protein of 180 amino acids.